AUGCUGCCCGGAGGGGUCACGGGAAACCGCCUCUCCCUCACCGCCCCGUCCCGACGCAACCCCUAUCUGGUGCGCCCAUGUUCCCUCUUCACAAGACCAACGACUCUACCCGAUCACCAACGAAGCGGACGAAAUCGACCGACGGCGGCCCUGUCGAUGGCUAUGCAGCAACAAACACUCCCGCGGCCCAGCAAGUUGGAGCAGGAGGGAGGACCAGAGGAGGCUACGGGCUGGCUGGUCGGGCGACGGAUCAUCUGUCACCUGAUAGUGCGGGCCGCACUGACUUCCAAAACGGCAGUAAACCAAUGGCAUCGCUACGGCACGGAGACUUUGUUGGGGCUUCCCGGACCCGAUGACGGAGGGGGAGUCUCAGACGCAGGAGGGGGCAACUCUGAUCUUUUUCUCUUUUCUUUUACCGGUCACCCUACUUCCCCCCAUGUCCUCGUCCGCGAACCGCCCCGAUCCGCCCCGAUCCGCCCCGAUCCGCCCCGAUCCGCUCCGCGGUGGGUCCCCCGGCCACGGCCGCGCCACGGACUUUGGAUCGACAUCGAGAUCAGCGUCGUGAGAUGGCAGAACAAAUAA
Messenger RNA from Gaeumannomyces tritici R3-111a-1, 582 nucleotides. RefSeq lists its product as hypothetical. The coding region runs from base 1 to 582 and encodes 193 amino acids. NCBI's taxonomy places the organism in Eukaryota, Fungi, Ascomycota, Sordariomycetes, Magnaporthales, Magnaporthaceae. The record is from RefSeq and is a predicted model, not a curated record. The transcript has 2 exons.